Schizophyllum commune H4-8 is the source of this 610-nucleotide messenger RNA. RefSeq lists its product as uncharacterized. The record is from RefSeq and is a predicted model, not a curated record. The transcript has a single exon. The coding region runs from base 111 to 515 and encodes 134 amino acids. NCBI's taxonomy places the organism in Eukaryota, Fungi, Basidiomycota, Agaricomycetes, Agaricales, Schizophyllaceae.
AUGUGCAUCGCACGCGGGCCUGUGAAUAGACUCGGCAGCAUUGCGGGAGGUCAUAGCGGCUCACCGCCAGCGGCUAUAGACAGUGACUGGCAGAGAAGGCGCCUUUGAACAUGUCCUUGACUGCCCGAGCUGUUGCCGAUGCAUGGAACGGGACGUUGCUGUUGCACUGCGCUGUUACCGGGCCUAUGGUCAGACCGCCUCGUUGCAGAACCUGUUGUCGUCCAUCGCGAAAAACCUGUUGCUCCAUUGCACAACCUAUUGCCUUUCAUCGCGAGGGCAUUGAUUCGACCGUCGAUGGCGCGACCAACUGCGUCUCCGAAGCCUCAAACAUCUCCAUCUCGCAUUCGUGCAAUCUAGAGACCAGGGUAUGUCAGUGUCGUGUCACCUCAACUCGUAUCGGAGCAUCUCUUGAGCCUCGAGUUGAUGCUGUCAGAAGCACAGCAUUGACAAGGAGAGUAGAGAUGACCAUGAAGGAAGAACAACAACGAAGGUGCAAGAUGACCAAGACUGAAUGAGGCCCGUUAAGGCCGUGAGUUUGUAAAGCGGCAGUGAGGGAUGACGAUGCACGUCAAUUGACCUCAAACAGGAAGUACGAACAAGAGAAACAGCC